CCUGAUGCUUCCUCUCGCGCUGACUUCGCUGCUGGCCUUGGUGCCGUUCGUCAUGGCGCAAUCGCCCAUCUAUGGACAAUGUGCGUGCCCGUUCCAUGUCACUCUGUGUUAAUCAACUCCGGCUACAGGCGGUGGUGGCUCAAGCUAUACUGGUCCCACGGCAAGUACCCCAUCUAUUCUAAGCGCCGUGCUGCGGCUGACAGGACCCGCGGGCGUCCCCCUCAGACCUGCGUGGCGGGCUCGACAUGCGUCUUCAGCAACCCCUUCUACUCGCAGUGCCUGCCCUCCGGCACGGCCACAACUACCGCCGGGUCCGGCAGCGGUGGAUCCGGCACGACGAGCACGGCGCUGCCGACGGGCACGUCGACGGUCAAGUCGAACACGAUCGCCAAGUCCUCUGGCGGCAAGCUGUACUUCGGGAGCGCGACGGACAACCCCGAGCUGACGGACACGGCCUAUGUCGCCAAGCUGAGCGACAACACGCUGUUUGGACAGCUCACCCCGGGAAACAGCAUGAAAUGGGACGCGACUGAGCCUUCGCAAGGCACGUUCACGUUCACGGCGGGUGAUGUGAUCGCCAACCUCGCGAAGAAGAACGGCCAGCUGCUCCGCGGCCACAACUGUGUGUGGUACAACCAGCUCCCCGGAUGGGUCACUGCGACGAACUUUACGGCCGCGCAGUUGACCAGCAUCGUCCAGACGCAUUGCAGCACAGUUGUCAAACACUAUGCUGGACAAGUUUACUCUUGGGACGUUGUCAACGAGCCGUUCAAUGACGAUGGAACGGUCCGCCAAUACGUCUUCUCAAAAGCCCUGGGCCUCGGAUACGUCACCACCGCCCUGGUCGCUGCCCGCGCCGCUGACCCUGCCGCGAAACUCUACAUCAACGACUACAACAUCGACUCCGCAGGCGCCAAAUCAACGGCCAUGCAGAACCUCGUCAAGUCGCUCAAGGCCGCGGGCACGCCGAUCGACGGCAUCGGCAUCCAGGGCCACCUGAUCGUCGGCCAGGUCCCGUCCAAGGCGGCGCUCAUCGCGAACUACCAGGCCUUCACCGCGCUCGGCGUCGAGAUCGCCAUCACCGAGCUCGACAUCCGCAUGACGCUCCCCGAGACGCCCGCCCUGCUGGCUCAGCAGAAGACGGACUACCAGACCGUCAUCAGCGCGUGCAAGGCCGUUGCAGGCUGUGUCGGUGUCACGAUCUGGGAUUACACGGACAAGUACUCUUGGAUCCCGGGUGUGUUCUCGGGACAGGGCGCAGCGUUGCCAUUUGACAACAACCUCAUCGCCAAGCCUGCGUACGACGGAAUUAUCGCAGGAUGGACGCUCUAAUUUGAGCAAGGAGUGCGAUAUCGAGGGCUUAAUUACAAUCCAAAAAAUCAAUGUUUUAUUAAUGCUUGCUUACCAUCUGCAUCCAACUCAUCUUUCGAUUUUCGUCUUAG
Mycena citricolor is the source of this 1442-nucleotide messenger RNA. NCBI's taxonomy places the organism in Eukaryota, Fungi, Basidiomycota, Agaricomycetes, Agaricales, Mycenaceae. The record is from the annotation of a GenBank genome assembly.